AUGGCCGAAACUCCACGAAGCCUCGAUCUUCCGCAGUUCCUCAACAUGUUGCAGUGCCGGGACGCUGCCCAACGUGUGGCGGCCCUCGAAUCCGUGAACCAUGGGAUCUUCCAGACGGACACGAACCUCUUCCGCAAGGUCGUCCCAAUGCUGAACGACCCCGUCUGGGAUGUCAAGCGAGCUGCAGUUCACUUGCUGUCUGAGCUUGGGCCACUCUUCGACGACAGCACGACCGAGAGCUUGAACCGACUGCUUUUUCACUAUGACCCAGUGGUGCAGUUAAUGAUUGCGUAUGUGCUGAAGAAUGUGGAGGGUGCCGAUGACUACUUCAGACAGGUCUUGUCCGACCGCACGAUAGCUCAAGCUUCUGUGGGCCGGUUUGGAGGAAUUCUAGAGUUCCUCGGCGCAGAUUUCAAAGAUGAUCGGGAGAUUGUUAUGACGGCCGUGUCGCAGGACGGUCGAUCAUUGAAGCAUGCCAAGCAGGAUUUCCGGGACGAUGAAGAGGUCGUGCUCGCUGCAGUUGCUCAGAAUGGAAGCGCAGUACACUGUGCAAACCAGGACAUCAUCGACAGACAUGCAGGUCUCCGCGCUCUUCGCGAGGGACGAGGUAUUUCCCUCUGCGGUGACUACCUGGUGAUGAACCAGAUUGGCAAAGGUGUCUAUGGUGAGGUCACCAGAGCCGAGCACAUGAUCACCGAGAACGUCGUGGCCAUAAAGAAGCUGCACUAUGACCAGGAGGAUGUGUUGAAAAACGGCAUCUCGCCACAGACUCUCCGUGAAGUGGCACUGCUGCGCAAGUUGAAGCAUCCCAACGUGGUGAGGAUGAUCGACGUGAUGUAUGUCGGGCUUUUCGAUCUUCGGCUCGUCUUCGAUCUUCAUCCGACCGACCUUCACAAGGAACUCGUUAUCUUAAAACAGAAUUCGCAGCGCAUGCCAAUUGAGCAAGUUAGACGAUACGCGGCGAACAUCCUGGAUGGUUUGGAGGCAUGUCACGGCAGGAACCUUCUCCAUCGCGACCUCAAGCCGCAGAAUAUCCUCCUUGGUGACGACGGCCAGCUGAAGAUCGCAGACUUUGGCUUGGCACGAUCCAUGGUGUUGCGCCCGUGUACCACGGAAGUCAUAACGCUGUGGUACAGGUGUCCGGAACUAUUGCUUGGCGAAAACCGGUAUGGAUUUGAAGUGGACUGCUGGUCGGCCGGCUGUGUGAUCGCGGAGAUGUCCACCAGUCGCGCCUUAUUUCCAGGAAAACUGGCAGCACUUGGCGGGCAG
Symbiodinium necroappetens is the source of this 1269-nucleotide messenger RNA. NCBI's taxonomy places the organism in Eukaryota, Dinophyceae, Suessiales, Symbiodiniaceae. The record is from the annotation of a GenBank genome assembly.